AGUAGGGUCAAAGUCAAACCACUCCCAGAAAUCAGGCCCUCAGUUCACCAAAUUCCGGCAACCGAGCACCCUCUUUUCAUCUUGCUCCUCGAAAAAUGCAAGGAAAAAAACCACCUCAAACCCGGUGAAGCAGGUAAACAAGCCGACUAUGUGAUCAAGGUGUUUCACCAGUACGCGCGAGAGCUCAAGGCUAUCCGACAAAUCUACACGCUCGGAAAUUCGCCUCUUUCAGAGGAAGAAGUGUUUAUGGGCACCAUUCUUGAACAGUCAUCUCAGACCAAGAUGCGAGAUGAAAUGUCUGUUCGUUUACGCGAAGUGUCGGGUCAAUUGGUCGACCGGAUUCGAUGGACGUUCGAGGGCUAUCUAGGCGACCCCCUGAUGCCAUGGCUCGCGCGCACCUUUUAUGCAUUCCAGUACGCACUUUCUCCUGCAGCAGGGAAGAACAAGAAUGGCGGUAUCGUGACCGAGUGGAAAGAAGCACAAUACCGGAUUCUCGAAGAGGCCGAGGCUAUCGAGAUUAGGAAAAGGUCUCUAACUGAUUCUCGACGUCAAGGGCAUGUUCAA
Messenger RNA from Acaulospora colombiana, 564 nucleotides. The record is from the annotation of a GenBank genome assembly. NCBI's taxonomy places the organism in Eukaryota, Fungi, Glomeromycota, Glomeromycetes, Diversisporales, Acaulosporaceae.